Messenger RNA from Nicotiana tabacum (common tobacco), 4426 nucleotides. RefSeq lists its product as uncharacterized. Lineage: Eukaryota; Viridiplantae; Streptophyta; Magnoliopsida; Solanales; Solanaceae. Gene Ontology annotation, molecular function: protein binding; zinc ion binding. The record is from RefSeq and is a predicted model, not a curated record.
UUUUAUUAUCAUAUAUAAGUACCAAUCUCAUUUUUUCCCCUCCAUUCUUGAAAAAAAAAAUACAAUUUUUCACAUUGCCCCAUGAAUUUUCUUGACUUGUAAUUUUUGACCAAGAUUGUUUUUUUCCCCACUAGUCUCUCUUAUGUUUCAUAUUAAAUUGUAUUAUGUUGAUUAGGUAUUCUUGAUUAAGUCUUAUUUGAUUAGGUUUGAUGUUUUAUUGGCUUUGAACUUUCCAUGUUUGAUUAUGCUUAUGGUUUCUUGAUUAGUGCUGCUUAAUAGUCCAAAGACUUCAACUUUAUUGUUAAGAAUUUUGGAAUGUAGCUUGAUUUUCAUUUGGGGUUUUUGUUUUUAGCUUUAUUAUGCUAUUGGUGACUUGAUUAUUGCUUCUUAAUAUUCCAAAGAAUUUAGAAACACUAGGCAAAUAUAACCGACUGUGCUGAUGAGAGGUAGUAGGUAUCCGAUGAAUAGUCGAGGUGCGCACAUGCUGGCCACACCACCUUUAUCCAAAAUAUUCCAAAGACAUUCAACUUUAUUGGUUUAAUUGAGAAUGUAGCUUGAUUUCAUCUGGGUUUUUUUGUUUUUAGCUUAUUUAUGCUUUUAGUGACUUAAUUACUGCUUCUUCAUAGUCCGAAGACUUCAACUUUAAUGUUAAAUUGUGAAAUGUAGCCAAAUGUUCAUCUGGGGUUUUUGUUUUUAGCUUAUUUAUGCUUUUAGUGACUUGAUUAUUGCCUCUUAAUAUACCAAAGACUUCAACUGUAAAUGUUAAAUUGAGAAUGUAGCCAAAUUUUCAUGUGGAGUUUUUGUUUUUAUCUUAAUUAUGCUUUUCGUGACUUGAUUAUUGCCUCUUUAUAUACCAAAGAUUUCAACUUUAUUUGUUAAAAUGACAUGUAGCUUGAUUUUCAUAUAUGGGAUUCUUGUUUUUAGUUUAAUUAUGCUUUUGGUAACUUGAUUAUUGCCUCUUAAUAUCCCAAUGCCUUCAACUUUAAUGGUUAAAUUGAGAAUGUAGUCAACUUUUCAUCUGGGGUUUUUGUUUUUAGCUUAAUUAUGCUUUUGGUGACUUGACUAUUGUCUUAACAUACCAAAGAUUUCCACUUUAUUUGUUAAAAUGGAAUGUAGCUUGAUUUUCAUAUGGGAUUUUGUUUUUAGCUUAGUUAUGCUUUUGGUGACUUGAUUAUUGCUUCUUAAUAUACCAAUGGAUUUCAACUUUAUUUGUUAAAUCGGAAUGUAGCUUGAUUUUCAUCUGGGGUUUUUGUCUCUAGCUUAAUUAUGCUUUUGGUGACUUGAUUAUAGCUACUUAAUGUUCCAAAGACUUCAACUUUAUAUGUUAAAUUGGGAAUGUAGCUUAAUUUUCAUGAUCCCAUUAAUUUAUUUGUCAGGCGCAUCCCAUUAUCUGCCUUGCAUAACAAAAUUUCUUUGUUUUUUUUGUUUUUUGACUUUAAACUUUCCCUAUAUUUUCAUCUUGCCUUGAGCUGAGGGUCUGCCGGAAACCGCCUCUCUACCUUCAAGGUAGGGGUAAGGUCUACGUACGCACUAACCUCCGCAGACUCCACUUGUGGGAUUACUGGGUUUGUUGUUGUUGUUGUGACUUUGAAACUCUUCAUGUUUGAUUAUGCCUAUGGUUACUUGCCUAUUGCUUCUCAAUGUUCUAAAGACUUCAACUUUAUUAAUUCAUUUGGAUAUAUAGAUUGAUUUUCAUGAUCUUAUAACUUUUUCUGCGUUGCGUUCUAUUUUAUGUGGUGUAUGAUAAAGGUUUGUUCUUUUUAGUUGGUGCAAUUUUUUCGGUUGAAGUUUUUAUGCUGGCCUAGCGAUGGCCUCCAAGAAAAUAAUUGCCAUUUGUCAAUCUGGAGGGGAGUUUGUGAUCAACAACGAAGAUGGAUCUUUGACAUAUGUUGGUGGGGAGGCAUAUGCUCUAGACCUUGAUAGCCAGACACUUCUGAAAGAUUUUAAGCAAGAAGUAGCGGAAAACUUUGAGUGUGGUAUUGAUGGAAUGACGAUUAAGUAUUUUCUCCCUGGGAAUAAGAAGACUCUCAUUACAAUAUCUAAAGAUAAGGACCUCAAGCGUAUGAUCAACUUCUUCAAGGAUUCUGAACAAGUAGAGGUGUUUAUAAUUGUAGAAGAACCCGUUGCUCGAAGUACUCCAAAUGUGACUGCCAGUAGGUCGAGCAGGACUACUGUGUCGGAGCCUCCACUUACCCCUGCUAACCCCGUGGAUAUAGUCGAUCCUGAUGAUCUGCUUCAAGCCCCAGUUGAUACUAGUCCCCUAGCUGUUUAUCCAAGUAGCAAUAGCAAUGAUGAGAAGCAUCGCAAAGCAGCUAUGCAGUGGGAGAAUGCAAUUACUGGCGUUGGCCAAAGAUUUAACAGCUUUUCUGAAUUCCGUGAAGCUCUACAUAAGUACUCGAUUGCCCAAGGAUUCACUUAUAAAUAUAAGAAAAAUGAAAGUCGUCGAGUAACUGCUAAAUGCAAGUCGGAAGGUUGUCCUUGGUCAAUAUAUGCAUCGAAGUUGCCUACCACCGAGCUAAUAUGUAUUAAGACAAUGAACCCGAAGCAUACAUGUGAAGGAGCUGCAGUAAAAGCUGGGUACCGGUCCACAAGGGGAUGGAUGGGAAAUAUAAUAAAGGAAAAGUUGAAGUAUGCUCCCAAUUACAAGCCAAAGGAUAUUGCAAAUGAUAUUGAGCGUGAAUAUGGCAUUCAGCUGAACUACUCUCAGGCAAGACGUGCAAAAGAGAAGGCAAGAGAGCAGCUUCAGGGUUCUUACAGAGAGGCAUACAGUCAGUUACCUUUAUUAUGUGAGAAAAUUGUAGAAACUAAUCCAGGUAGUGUUGCUACAGUUGUGGCAAAGGAUGACUCGAGCUUCCAUCGUCUAUUUAUCUCAUUUCGUGCCUCAUUAUCUGGUUUUCGACAAGGUUGCCGCCCUCUUCUAUUCCUUGACAGCGCUCUUCUCUAUGCAAAAUAUCAAGGAACAUUGUUGGCAGCGGUAGGUGUUGACGGGAAUGAUGGUGUCUUUCCUUUAGCCUUUGCGGUUGUAGAUGAGGAGACCAAGGACAACUGGCAUUGGUUUCUUUCAGAACUUAAAUCUGCUGUCUCAAUGUCCUGUCCUAUAACAUUUGUUUGUGAUUUCCAAAGGGGCAUAAGGGAGUCAUUUAACGAUAUAUUUAAUGAAGAGGGUUACCAUGGUUAUUGCCUGCGCUAUCUUGCGGAAAAAUUAAAUAAUGAUUUGCAAGGACAGUUUUCUCAUGAAGCUAGACGUCUUAUGAUCCAAGAUUUAUAUACUGCUGCUUGUGCCCCAACACUUCGGAGUUUUGAACGCUGUGCUGAGAAUAUAAGAGCAAUCUCACCUGUUGCAUAUGAUUGGGUCACUCGAAGUGAGCCCGACCAUUGGGCCAACGCCCUUUUUGGUGGGACAAGGUAUGGACUCUUGACAUCCAACUUUGGGCAGCUUUUUUAUGAUUGGGUUAUGGAGGUGAAUGAGCUGCCGAUAGUUCAAAUGGUCGAUGUAUUACGAGGGAAGAUAAUGGAAUUGAUCUAUACUAGGCGUGUCGAGUCCAGUCAGUGGGCUACAGGAUUGACACCGUUGAUGGAAGAGAAACUUCAGAGCGAAACGUCAAAAGCAAGGUCACUUCAAGUAUUACCCUCGCACGGGAGCACAUUUGAAGUUCGUGGUGAGUCUGUUGACGUAGUUGAUAUUGAUCAAUGGGAUUGUAGUUGCAAAGGUUGGCAACUAAAUGGGAUGCCUUGCUGCCAUGCUAUUGCUGUUUUUGAAUGCAUAGGAAGGAGUCCAUAUGAUUAUUGUUCCAGAUACUUCACAACCGAGAGUUACCAUGUAACAUACGCUGAAUCGAUUAACCCCAUACCUAACCUGGAAAAACCAGCAAGUGGUGAAAUUGAUGCGGCAAUUAUUAUUACUCCCCCACCAACCAAACGUCCACCUGGCAGACCAAAGAUGAAAAAGGUCGACGCUUUUGACAUGGUUAAACGGCAAAUGCAGUGUAGCAAGUGUAAGGGCCUGGGUCACAAUAAGAAGACAUGUGGGAAGCUAAAUCAGAUCGAAGAACCAGAUCCUCUACUUGUUACGGGCUUGGUAACUGAACACCUUGAAGGCACAGAGUGAAGUUCUGGUAUCUUGUUCACCAUAGGUCGCGGAUUCGAACCGUGGAAGCACCAGCCACUAGUGCUUGCAUUAGGGUAGGCUGUAUGAAUACCUGCAUGAACGCAAGAUGCCUUGUACAUUGGAUGGCCCUUUUUUUUUGUUCACUAGAGUUAAAAGUUAAAUUACUUAGAUACUUGUUUGACAGAUUUCUUGUGGUUAAGUUGAUGGAAAACCUUAGUUAGAUCUUUGAUUAAAGAAAUAAUCUGUCAUCUCUUUUAGUUGGUUUCAUUAGUCAGAACUAGUCUAUUAAAGUCGCGCAUACUGGUUUUAUUGUUGUCA